UGCUCUUAUGCUUCAUUAUUCGGUCUGUCUGCGAUAAAGAGACAGAGAUGAAAAGACAGAAGCAUUCAAGGCAGCCAACAUCCACAGAAGAGCUGUACUUAGUUUCCUAAGAUGAUUGGAACAACCUACCUGCUGAGUUCCUUCUAAAACUCUGUGCAAGUGUACCUAGAAGAAUUGAUGCUGUUUAGCAGAUCUCUCCUUAAUGCUUCCAGUGUAGAUUUUCCCUUGCGGUUUCCCGUCCUCUUCAUCACAUUUGUGAGCUCGGCAGCUAGAAGAGCGCAGUGAACAGUUUCAGGAUGUCCACCACCUCUCAGAAGCACAGGGACUUUGUGGCUGAGCCCAUGGGCGAUAAAUCAGUCACUGCUCUGUCAGGAAUCGGUGAUGUUCUAGGCAAGAAGCUGGCAGAGCAGGGAUUUGACAAAGCGUUUAUAGUGUUGGGUCAGUUCCUUUUGCUGAGGAAGGACAGUGAACUGUUCUCCGAGUGGCUGAAGGACACCAGUGGCGCCAAUUCGAGGCAAGCAGCCUCCUGCACUCAGUGUCUAGCCGAAUGGUGCGACGCUUUUCUCUGAAGCUUGUGGGCUUCCUGUUAUUUUCAGGAAAAUUGUGCUCUGUGGGAACAGUUUUAACUUUUGAACUAAUGUCAUCUAUCAUGAUGUGUUCUGUGGUUAGUUUUUUCUUCAGGUGUGUUGUAAUAUUUGAUACUGUGUUUAAGAACUGACUGGUGAUUCUUUACUUAAAUGUUAAGCUGAAAAAAAUAAAGUUUGGAGAAAGAA
Silurus meridionalis is the source of this 773-nucleotide messenger RNA. RefSeq names its product barrier-to-autointegration factor-like. The record is from RefSeq and is a predicted model, not a curated record. Lineage: Eukaryota; Metazoa; Chordata; Actinopteri; Siluriformes; Siluridae. The transcript has 3 exons. The coding region runs from base 297 to 569 and encodes 90 amino acids. Gene Ontology annotation, molecular function: DNA binding.